Molecule: messenger RNA, 609 nt
Organism: Linum tenue
Lineage: Eukaryota; Viridiplantae; Streptophyta; Magnoliopsida; Malpighiales; Linaceae
Source: the annotation of a GenBank genome assembly
AUGUCUUCCCUCGAUCGCGCUUGUGUCAGAAUCUCCGGCCGUCGUCAUCUUUCUAAUUCCAAGGAUAGGAGUGGGGGUCGGUUGAUAACUCCGGUUAGAGUGGCCGCUGGGAGGUUGAUGAAAUUGUUUCAAGGGUUGACGAGUGCAAGAACACUUGAGCUGCAUUUGGAUACCUUCGAGAUACUGGAAAGUAUUCACGAAUCAUUUGAAUUCCAGACUUCUCCUUUUACUCGACUAAAGACUUUGGCCAUCAAUGUAGAGUGUAAAGAGAAAUCAUUUGACAUACCUUAUUCAUUGUCACGCUACUUCUUCGGGAAUCCUUCCAACAAAGAAACAAAUAACGCUACCCUAUCAAAUGGCAACCAUGGUUGAAGAAGCAAUGGAAAUGGUGAGAAUUGAGGGUUAACUCAAUGAGUCAAAGGCGUUUGAAGUAUGAUCUCUUCGUAUGGACUUGCCCAUAUAUACAAGUUGGGAAUUUGAUGAGUAUAAUUUGAGAGGCACAUAUAUCACCGUGGUACAGGGUGGUAACUGGUGGUAUACGUUGAUGAGAGGUAGUAAAUGACGGUUAAUAUAUUUCUACUAUCAUGUGUGCAAUUAUUCUAAACUUUG